Molecule: messenger RNA, 987 nt
Organism: Pelobates cultripes (western spadefoot toad)
Lineage: Eukaryota; Metazoa; Chordata; Amphibia; Anura; Pelobatidae
Source: the annotation of a GenBank genome assembly
AUGGGACGCAUAAAAGGCCCGGACGGCAACCUUACAAGCUCCCAGGCAGGUCCCAUGGACGAUUACCUGCAGGCUCUGGCAACCGCAUCCCGCGAGCAGGCAGGCACAACAAUGGCCGACUCGCCGCACCACGUGCGACCCCCAGAGACAGCAGGCCCCACACUAACAGACAUCAGCGCGGAUAUCAGAGCGCUGGCCGCACAAAUGGUCACGAAAACGGACCUCCAAGCUCUGUCAGAUGACCUACACGCGGCGAUCCGCCAAGAGGUAACAGUCCUGAGGGCUGAAAUGACUGCGCACAGCGGCAGGCUCCAAACACUGGAGGGGAAUAUGCAGGAGGCUAUGGGGAGAAUGGGAACCACAACCACAGCGGUCACCAGACAGGGAAACAUGUUGCUAGCCCUACGACGGCAAACAGAACAUCUGGACAAUAGAGGCCGCCGCUCAAACAUCCGAGUGCACGGCCUACCUGAACCACAGGCAGAGGAAGAUAUUGAGACCACGCUGAAGGCCCUCUUCCAGGCCAUCUUAGGGGAAGACUUACCUGCCGACCUGACGUUUGACCGGGCCCACAGGGCAAACAGGCCCAGGAUACCAGAUGGCACACCACGGGACGCCAUAUGCUGCCUCCACCACUAUAAGCACAAGGAGCGGAUAAUGCAGAAAGCCCGCACGAGACCGCUAUGGAGAUUCCGUGGAGCUGAUGUGUCCUUGUUCCGGGAUCUGUCACCGCUCACGCUAGAAGCACACAGGGCCCGUCACAUCCCUUCUCAGAGAGAGAAAUAUCCCCUACAAGUGGGGAUUUCCCUUUGCCCUACUCGCAAGACACCAGAACGAAUGGGUAUCUCUGCGCUGGCCGGAGGAAAGCCCGGGAUUCCUACACCGCCUGGAACUACCGCCCACGGAGAUAACGGACUGGGUCCUCGGACCGCUAGAGCAACGGCCAAGACCUCAAACACCGAGACCACAGCGACGCCGCGGAAGUGA